Molecule: messenger RNA, 1267 nt
Organism: Priapulus caudatus
Lineage: Eukaryota; Metazoa; Priapulida; Priapulimorpha; Priapulimorphida; Priapulidae
Product: nesprin-1-like
Exons: 7
Coding region: 26-1267 (413 amino acids)
Biological process (GO): nuclear migration
Cellular component (GO): cytoplasm; nuclear outer membrane; meiotic nuclear membrane microtubule tethering complex
Molecular function (GO): actin filament binding
Source: RefSeq, a predicted model, not a curated record
ACUUACUGCGUGAGUUGCUGCACACAUGCGCAAGAUGAACUGGACACUGGGCGAAAUCUGCCGCUACAGAGCUGCCAUUGAGCCAAAGCUGAGCUGCCUGAAGGAGCUUCAGAAGACGAUGUCUGAGGGCAACAGUAGGGUGAAGCAGGCAGCCAAGAUGUGUGACACUGUGACGCCUCACACCAGCACGGAUGGUGCGCAGACAAUGUACUCCAACCUCGAACACCUCGCGCUCAGCUGCGGCAAACUUACGACUGACGUCCUGAAAGCCAUCUUGCGUUUGGAGACACAGGAGCUUGAGUGGAAGAAGGUGGAUGUCAGCAUCUCCCAGCUGAAGACGUGGGUCAGUGACACACAAGCCAAGUUGGAUAAGAUGGACAACCUUGAGCCUGACUUGAUCAGCAAGCAAACUCAUCUCGAUAAGUGCAAGGCUGUUGCUGAGGAUUUGCAGGACCAUGAGGUGAUGUUCAACCAGCUUGUCAGCAUGUCUCUACAGCUGGCCAAGAAGUGGUCGGACGAAGGUCAGCUGACCGCUGUAUCAGAGCUGGACGGUCAGUACAGACACCUGGUCAACCGCACACAGGCCCUUGUUGAAACGUGGGAAGUGUACGUUGUGGAACACGAGCAGUUCGGAGAUUCCUACAGCGACACCGUAGACUGGCUCUCACUUGCUAAGUCACAGUAUCAGUCCUGCAGUGACACAACUGGCUCCAAAGAGGCCUCCGCAGAGCGGCGCCUGUCUUUACAGGAGCUGAUCAACAGGCGCGGCAUUGGCGAGGUCAAGGUCGUCGAGGCGACCUCUCUCAGCGUCUCCACGCUCGAGCACACGUCGUGCGCCGGCCACGCUGAGAUCCUGCGCAACAUGGCCGACCUGCAGGCUGCGUGGGAUCUGCUGCACGGCUCGCUCGCCGACUGCCGCGCGCUGCUAGACGAUUGCCUCGUCGCCUGGGAGCUGUACGAGGUCGUGCGCGUCGAGUUCUCUGAUUGGCUGAUCGCCAUCGAGGAGGAGCUUCAGGGCUACGAGGAUCGGCCGCUGCCUCUGGGAGAGGCCGUCGCAAGACUAGCGGAUCUGGUCACCGAGUGGAAAUACAAGAAAGUGAGCAGAGACCAGCUGCGAGAGGCCAGCGAUCAUCUCCUGGAAACGUUUAACUGUGACUGCACACCUCGGCUAGAGGUGGCACUGCUCAACGAUCGAUAUCUUGUCCUCAAUGAAUAUUUACAGGUAAAGUUUGCUCGACUAAUAUUAAGACGGACUCCAUAUUGUUGA